Molecule: messenger RNA, 1433 nt
Organism: Hyalella azteca
Lineage: Eukaryota; Metazoa; Arthropoda; Malacostraca; Amphipoda; Hyalellidae
Exons: 3
Coding region: 1086-1406 (106 amino acids)
Source: RefSeq, a predicted model, not a curated record
CACAUAAAAAUUUUACUCUAGAUUUUUAGAGCAAUCAAAUUCGCGCCAAUUCCAAAAAUCCUAAUUCAUAAUGAAUUUCUAUGAACACUUCAAGACUUGGGAAAUAGAUUUGUUGCGCUUGUGAACGGCGUGAGACUUUAUGCAUUUAUUUAUCAGUGUACAGCACCUUCUAUAUAUUUACAAAAUCUUUUCUCUUAAAAAUGGGGCUAACAUACCUGAACGUUUCAGAUCAGAGAAGUUUGUGAUCGUUUGCCGUAUCAUUCAUUGAAACAAUAUUUUUAUCUUUUUUACAUAUGAUAUGGACGAAUAAAACUAAGAUACUGGUACUAAAUUAUGCAAAUUUUUGAGACAGCAAAAAAUUUUUGUUAAUUGAUAUUGAAUUUAAAGCCAUCAGGAAAAGCCAUCAGUUCAAAUAUCAAAACAAUUUCCGUUAAUUUUUAAUAUCUCGAUAAUUUUGAUAUCUACAGUAAAACUAUGGCAAUUUCGAGAAUAAUUGGUAAUUUUGAGAUAUUGAUAGGAUAUUUCUGUGCAGCGUUAUAUCAUUAUGACCAAUAUUUCACCAUCACAGAAUGACGCGCGAACGUCUCUUGCCGAGAGGCGUGCAUAUCUUCCUUCGAUCUGUUGAUUGAUCUUCGAGCUCUGAUGAAAGGAGGAACCCAUUCAAGUUGUGGCAGCGCUAUUAUUGGUCUGAGAUAUUUCUUGCCAGAAAAAUUAUUGGCUUUAAAAUGCACUGCUCAAUAAUUGUUUGUUCAAGGUAUAUUACCAGUUAGCAGCGAAUGGGAACAAUAAAUAUUGGGUUUUGUGAUAUGAUCGAUUAAUCUGUACGGUAACGUGGACAAAGAAAACUUCCAUUGCAUAUAAAUAGGAAGUUCCUAUAUUUUCACAUGCAUUGGAAAAACAGGCAAAAAUUAUUUUUUUACCGAGUAACAUUCCUCGAUGAGAAUUCGGCAUUUAUAGAUUACUACAUUUCAACAACUUCUUAUUUUUACCUUCUCUUCCUUUUCUGAUUCAUUAAGUGGCAGGUUGUACGUAGAAACUAAACUCUUACAUCAGUUUUCUUCGUACGCAUCUGGAAAAUUAUCAUCAUGAAAGAAUCAAAGAGCAGCAGUAGUCACCAGCGCCUGUUUGUGCGUCUCAAAACUCGUCUUCAGUUCGACAACGACUUCAAACUAAUGGCGGUGCUCACGGUGGCAUCGUUAGUUUUAUCCACGAUUUUGAUCUAUAAAUACUGCAUCAAAGAUCCGAACGUCACGGUAUUAACUGCAAACAGCCUUCAACCUAUUCCAGGCGGUAGCGGCAAUUACGCCGUGGAUUACGAAAAUAUUCAGCCGAGCUGGUCGGACUUCUACGCCUACAUCAAAGAAACCGUGGACGCUUGUCGGAAUAUGGUGAAUAUUGCCUUGUAAUUACCAGUAUAAAAGUUUUUACAUGGA